Molecule: messenger RNA, 888 nt
Organism: Monascus purpureus
Lineage: Eukaryota; Fungi; Ascomycota; Eurotiomycetes; Eurotiales; Aspergillaceae
Source: the annotation of a GenBank genome assembly
AUGCUGAAUAAAAGUGAUGCGGUUAGCGAAGCGCAGCAAAAUUUGAUCAUGAAGCAUUCCUCGAUUCGCACCUUCUUGGAUCACUACCUACCCCGAAAUAUCGACACUGAUAUGCAAAACAUUAUGAAUGGUCGGGACCCCAAUACCCAGCUAAUGAAUGCUAUCACUCGGAUGAGUAGGUGGAUUGACAAUAGACGCCCUUGGCAUCUUACCCCUAUACAAAGGGCAUCCCUUCGCGAACAUCCGGAAUAUCUAGAAGCCACGCGACGAGUGAAUGAGCAGGCCAAAGCCUCCCGACAUAACUCGAGCAUACAAAUGCAGUUACAACUAGAAAAAUUAACUCGGGAAAGAACCAACACGUUUAAUCGGCUAGCAAGGGCCCUAAGACAACAGAUACGGAAGGAGUUCGAUCGCAAACAGGCUAUCAUCGAUAUUGAGCGCCAACUCUCAGGGGCUGCUAUUAACGACGAGGAAGCCAAGGAUGUCCUUCGGACCGACCAGAUGCUACCAGAACAGAUAUACCUUUUCGAAAAGCUAUUCACUUGGCCAACAUCUCUCUCCUUGGAAAACGAGUGGCAGCGACGGAACGCAGCAGUAAAGGCGAUUUCGCAAUAUUGUUCCCUCCUCGAAGGGGGCCCGCUACGUGGACGGCCUAAGCGGGCAACGCUUAGUGAUGGAUUCGACGAAGAGCAGUCCGCAAUAGUAGUGCGCCCAGCCAAAAUACAUUGCGCAUCUCCUAAGCCUUCACAACAAGAACUCCUUUUACAGCAAGCCGAGGAACAUAUCAGGAUAGCAGAACAACCGCAACGGUGUUUUCAAUGCUUUGGCAAUACCAUGCUUCAAUUCAUCGUCGAACGCAGGAAUGGAGCGAAUACAAGUCAACAUUGA